This is a messenger RNA of Elaeis guineensis (African oil palm), 5967 nucleotides long. RefSeq lists its product as uncharacterized. The record is from RefSeq and is a predicted model, not a curated record. Lineage: Eukaryota; Viridiplantae; Streptophyta; Magnoliopsida; Arecales; Arecaceae.
GGGUUUCAACGGGAGCCGGGCGUCGCGGGCCCACCUGGUCCCUGCGGGCGAACAACCGUCCUUUCCGUUCCCAAUUCGCACAAAGCACCAAGCAGGACCAAGCGCUGAAUCCCCAACCCCACCAGCUGGACAUAACCAUCUCCCAUUUCUUCUUUUCUGUGAUUCUAUUGCUCGCUUUCUUGGUGUUGAUUGGUUCUUGCGGUCGAACAGCAGGCCUUCUCUCUUCCCAAUCUAUUCUUGCCAAGACGAUGGCAGCCGAAACUCCGAGGAGACCAGCUCUCUUCUGAAGGACCAGAAAAGGGAGGCAGAGGCAGAGGCAGAUCUGUGCAUUGCAGCCUGUCAUGUUAAAGUGAUUCACAGCUGAGAAUCCAUCCAUCUCUCUUAGCUUCAGCCAAGGGAACAGUGAUGGAAUUCUAUAGAUCAUCGUGAAAGAUGAUUGCACGGAAGUGAAGCAGAUUGAAUUGCCACAUUAGAUAUUUGUAAUCAUGCCUUCCAUUAUAGAAACAAAAAUCACAAAGGAUGCAGAACCCAAGGUGAUGGGGUUUAAUUCACUGGACAAGAGAAGUUCGCUUCAGCAUCAGUCCCCAAAAUUAUCGAAAGAGAGGGAGUUAACCCCCAGGCAAAGCAGGAGUAUGAAGUUGCUAGAGAAGGAUAAGGCCUUGAAAGCUACAAAGUUCAAUGGACUAACAAGUUCAGAUCACAAUGCUGUGAAGGGGGGCUUGGUCUCACCUAUGCCCUUGCGGAGCUAUCAAAAGCCAUGGCCUGGUAGGAAAUCUACUGGGAUUGAAGACCCAGUAAAACACAUGUCAAAUGUUCCAAGUUUUCUCCAACACAUGGAGAGAGGAUAUGAUGUUCAGGAGAAGGCGCUGAAUUUUGGAGUCCUUGAUUGGGGACUUCUUGAGAAAUGGACUUACCAGCAGAAACACAUCAUUAAUGGGAGAAGUGGAAAUUCUUCAUCUAGUAGUAAUGAGUCCUCUUCAUUUUCGACAUUUGUAUCAUCUUCCCAAUCUUGUAGAAGCACAGCCAGCCCUCUUUCUCAAACAAAGCUCUCUGUUCUUAUGGAUGGUCAUGGAAAUUCAUCUAUUAUAAGUUGCCAAAAUAAGUUGAUGGAGGAGGAAAUAUCUGGGCAUGUUUUGUGUUUUUCUGAUCCAGAAACUUCACCCUUAAAGUUCCCUUCUGGGCAUGACCAGCAUCUUGAUUCAGAUUAUGGUACCAGUACUGAUUGUUUGCAGCUCAAGAGUGAAAAAGACAGAGAAUGUUCUGAUGGCAAAGCCAUAUUCCAGAAUGUAUCCCAACCUCCAGAUGUUGGCAAUUCAUGUUCAACAUACAAAAAUUAUAAUACCCCAGAUUUUACACAUAAGGCUGCACAGGCACGAGAUUGUGGAUCAAGUAAAGAAGCAAGGUAUCAGGGCUACCAUAACAGCCUACUCUUGGCCAAAGAUUGGCUAGGAAAACAAUGCUUAGAUGAAUCACCAAAGAAAGAAGGCUUGUGGGAACAUCUACAGCAGAGUCUUCGUGCAAAAGACAAAAGCUUUGAGUUCUCUGUGUCUGAUGAUGGAAGGUCGGCAGAGAAAACCCAGAACAGUCCUUCAAAUAGCUCGCCUGAGAUUGUCCAAUCUACCUUACUAUCUCCUCAUGUUCCCCACUCAUGUCCACUCCCUUGUUCCAUUUUGGCUGACGAACCUUUUUCAGCUGGUAUUCUUCUGCAAGAAAAUGAAGUAGCAACCACUAAAUCACAUUUUACUGGAUAUUCUUGUGAUCAAUCUGCAUUUAAGGCAGAUAGAUUAGGUCAAGGUGAAGCAAAAGCAGCCAGUGUUACAGGAAGAAAAUUGCCUAACCAUCUAUCCAGUGCAGGGAGCAGAAGUUCUGGUUUACAGGUAAAACAAUCAAAGUCUAUUGCCUGCCCAGAUAAAACUGAUAGAGAUAAAACCAGCGCUAAUAACAGAGGUAGGCACAGUCCAUUGAGGAGGUUGCUAGAUCCAUUGCUAAAGCCAAAGCAUCACAUGAAAACUUCUGCUCCAGUUGUAGCCCUGCCUAUUCACCACUCUUAUGAAUUAAAUGAUGCUUAUAGGCCUCAUAUAUCGGAAGAGUUAGCAUUAUCACGUGUGCCAGUCAAAUCAUUGGAUACAGGCAUUAAUUCCAAUUGGCAGGUAAAGGGAAACCCGAACUCCUCAAGGCCGGUGCGCGCCAACAGCGGUGGGUCACUUCAAGGUAAGGGGCAGGUGGCAUCAAUGAGACAUGCACUUCUGCAACUUGCUUGGAAGAAUGGUCUGCCUUUGUUUAUGUUUUCAUCCGGUGACAGUGAUAUUCUCUCAGCUACAAUAAGGAAGAAAUGCGUCUCAGAUAAAGACAGUUGUGAAUGCAUUUAUACAAUUUUCUCUGUUCAUGAAGUUAAGAAGAAAAGUGGGGUGUGGAUUAACCCUGGAAGCAAGAGUAGAAAGCAUGGCUUGCUCUCUGAUGUUGUUGGCCAGAUAAAGGUUUCAUGUUCCAAGUUGGCCAACCAUGAUUCCAAGAGUCAUAAUGUCAUGAGAGAGUUUGUUUUGCUUGGUGCUGAACCAUUAGCAACAUCCCACAAACCUGUUGGUUCCCCAUUCAUCACAGAGCUCUUAGCUGUCAUUGCUGAAGUUCCUCAGGAGAGGCCAGAAAGUCAUAACAUUAAUGUACUAUGCUGCAGCAAAUGCAGGUACUCAUCACCAAUGAAUUCGGCAGAAAAUUUAUGUUCCUGCUGUGGACAAAAUGGUCUGCAGAUUGAGCAGAGGAAUGAUGAUUCAAAUUUACCUACUCUCACAGCCAUACUUCCAAGUGGGGUUCAUGGCUUGUCAGACAGAGGAGAGCCAUCCCCUUUGAUCCAAAGAUGGAAAUCUGGUGGAACAUGUGAUUGUGGAGGUUGGGACGAGGGUUGUUUGCUAAUGAUUUUAACUGACAAGUUUCAAGGGAAUAGGAGCCCUUCUCCAGCCAAAGCUUGUUGCAACACAGAUGGCACUCACCGAUUUGAAUUGUUCAUUCAGGGAAAAUCUCUUGAAAACAGACAUGCCUUCAGCAUGAUUUCCUUCAAAGAGGGCCUGUAUACUGUUGAUUUCAGGGCACCCAUUGCUUUAUUGCAGGCUUUUGCGAUUUGUAUAGCAACCCUCCACAGCAGGAAGCCUCGUCACUCAGUGGAAGCACCUGCCUUGCAGGAACACAUCUUUGCUGAACUUGCAAGGAGUUCUGAGAUAUUGCAGGAGGAGAUCCUGCAAGUAAUGCACCAAACCAUCCAACUCUUUUCUCUGUCGGAAGGGCUUAAUUGCCUCGCUGAUCAUUGGAGUGAGGGGCAUGGUAUUUCAGUUGUGCUCCUUCCAGCUACUUACGAGUUGAUAGUGAUGGUGGAUGGAUCAUCCCCCUAGUUACAGCUAGCCUAUUUUGGUAAAUGUUACAGCUAUCUUCUAUUUGCUAACAUAUGGUACCAGAGCUAGAGAAGAUGACCCCUGUGUGGCCAAAAUGUGCAUUACAAAGGUUGGCAUCCUAUUGUUCCUGUUUCUACUUAAACUUGGUUUCCUUAUGUUGCUGUAUCAAUUUUAACAGCAGUAGAAAAAACUUUGUCGGAAUAGGAGUUAAGGAAUCUUGGUGUCAUAUUGCCUCAUUAGAAAAUUGGAAAGAUAUUUUUUUUACCCCCUCGAGUAGACCCCCUCCUGUUAAAAGGAAUCGGGUGGUAUCUUUUGUGUGAAAGAAUGAUUGAUUUUCUUUCAUGACCUCAACCACUGGAUUGUGCUUUGCACCUUUCAAAGCAUGAUGUGAGCUUUGUGAUUUGUCCUGUGGGUGGAUGCAAGAGGUUUGUCAUGCUUUGAAAGGUGUGCAAUGCAUGAUCCAGCGGUUGAGGUUGCAAAAGAAGAUUAAUCAUUCUUUCGCACAAAAGAUACAACUCGAACCCUUGUUAAAAAUAUUUUCAAUCGAAUCUUUCGAGGUAAUUUUCUGAUGCAGUGUCAUACAGCUAUGGCUUAGUCUCUUAGUGCUAUUAAUUAUAAGCAUUAAAAGUGAAGGUGCUUUUAGUUCCAAGAGGAUCUAGGGUGGUACUUGAGAAUUGUAUUAGGGUUAAAAGUCUAGAACUAAACCUCCUCUUCCCUUGCUGUUCUAAUCCAAGCAAAAUCGGCAAAGGUUGGCAUCCUAUUGUUCCUGUUUCUACUUAAACUUGGUUUCCUUAUGUUGUUGUAUCAAUUUUAACAGCAGUAGAAAAAACUUCAUCGGAAUAGGAGUUAAGGAAUCUUGGUGUCAUAUUACCUCAUUAGAAAAUUGGAAAGAUAUUUUUUUUACCCCCUCGAGUAGACCCCCUCUUGUUAAAAGGAAUCGGGUGGUAUCUUUUGUGUGAAAGAAUGAUUGAUUUUCUUUCAUGACCUCAACCAUUGGAUUGUGCUUUGCACCUUUCAAAGCAUGAUGUGAGCUUUGUGAUUUGUCCUGUGGGUGGAUGCAAGAGGUUUGUCAUGCUUUGAAAGGUGUGCAAUGCAUGAUCCAGUGGUUGAGGUUGCAAAAGAAGAUUAAUCAUUCUUUCGCACGAAAGAUACAACUCGAACCCUUGUUAAAAAUAUUUUCAAUUGCAUCUUUCGAGGUAAUUUUCUGAUGCAGUGUCAUACAGCUGUGGCUUAGUCUCUUAAUGCUAUUAAUUAUAAGCAUUAAAAGUGAAGGUGCUUUUAGUUCCAAGAGGAUCUAGGGUGGUACUUGAGAAUUGUAUUAGGGUUAAAAGUCUAGAACUAAACCUCCUCUUCCUUUGCUGUUCUGAUCCAAGCAAAAUCGGCAAAGAUGAAACAAGAUCUCCCACAAUCAAGCCAGAAAUUGAACCUAGAGAGCAUCUUUGGGUCAUUCCUUUAUCACGUCCUUAUCCUUUGAUCCUGCUAUUGAAAGACGAGCUCAUAGGUUCUGUUGAAAUUCAAAGAAAAAAUAUUUGUUUUAUCCUUUAUUGUUGAUAAAUAAGGCUCGGCCUAUGACAUUGCUCCUAAAUUUGCUUAGUGGCUAUAGGUAAAAUGUGGCUAUUUUAAUUAUUUAUGGUGGUGUUUGUUUGUUUUUUCUUUUUUCUUUUUUUAAUGUGGAUUUUGCUCUGUUUUGGGGAUUUGGUCUUCAUUUUUAUGACAAUGUAUAGGGAAUAUAUUCUCUUUGGACCUCUGAUAGCCUAUCUAUGCUAGUUGUUUGCAUGCUUUGAAACAAGAUGUAAUAGAUAUCUGAUGCUUCAAUAAAUUAUUGAUUAUCCCAAACUAUGGGAUGUUAUGUAGCAAUGGUGGUAAUUUAACUUUUAUUCUAUUGCAAUCAAAUGCUGAUGUGGCCCCAAGCAUGUUAAUCGUGGAUUGUGUAGUGGAAGUACUUUAGCUCUCUAAUUCAUGGAAAAUCAACAGCUAGUAUGGUCCCCAGCAUGUUAAUUGUGUAAUUUUAUCCUAAAUUAUUGUAGUCUCUCCAAUGUUAGCCAUUGAUUUUUAUGGUAAACUGACUCCCAUUAUUGGUGUGGCCCCUCACUUGUUAAUAAUAUUGUUGUUACCAAUAUAGCUUUUGUAUUGGAUUUUGGAAAUUUGUGUUUUUCCAAAGAAACUACUUUGGCCUUGGAAGCAUACUGCUUGUGCCUCCCCCGAGGGAUACUUCUCCAGCGACCAAUAACUAGACCAGGAUCAAGUGCAUAAAUCUAUAGUUCUUUAGGUCGUGGACUAAAGCAGAGAUAAACAUUUUGGAGUGAUAUUUAUGGGGCUUAUGACUGUAAUUUGGUUGAAGUAUGUUGAUGAUUUGCUUUUGUGCUAGUUCUGAAAUUUAGCAGGAAAAUAGUUAUGUUUCUGGUGGUAGUGUACAUUCUAUGAUAGUAAAUGUAAUUUUUGAUGAAUGGUUGCUAAUUUUUUUGACUAGGACGUGAAAAUAUUCAUGUAUGGUUAGAUAAGAAUAACAGGAUGUAUGGUGGGAAAUACUGGACUACUAAAUUUUUCUGAUACUUGAAAUCACAACAAAUUCACUGAUCUUGUA